AUGGCUGCUGUCCAAGCCAACAAGACUGUGCUGCUUACUGGCGCAUCGCAGGGACUCGGACUGGCGACCCUCGAAAUCCUGCUCAAGAACGGCUUGAACGUCGUCGCACUCCAGCGGACAGAGAGCAAGGAGCUGUCGGACCUCGCAGCCACGUACCCGGGCGUGCUCGUCAUCUCCAAGGGUGAUGUGAGCAAGGACGAGGACAACAAGGCGGCUAUCGAGAUGGCCAUGCAGGCGUUUGGCCGACUAGACUCGCUCAUCCUGAACGCUGGCCAGAUGGGACCUUUGGGACCCGUCGCGUCCUUUACCGACCCCGCCGCACAACAAGCCCUCCGCUCGCUCUUCGACGUCAACUUCUUCUCCCUCGUCUCGAUCAUCUCGCAUGCGCUGCCCUACCUGCGGUCGAGGGACGGAAAGGAGGGGUUGAAGGAGGAUGAGCCAGCGGGAAGGAUUGUGCUUGUCAGUUCGGGUGCGGCGACAGGCGGCGUGACGGGCUGGGCGGCGUACAACGCCUCCAAAGCCGCCAUGAACUCGCUUGGCCGAACACUCGGCAAUGAAGAGAAGGACGUCGUAACCGUUGCGGUCCGACCAGGGACGCCCGACACGGUCAUGCAGGCCAAGAUCCGCGAACUCGGCAAAACGACCAUGUCCCCCUCCGACCACGACCGCUUCAUCCAGCUCCACGCCAAGGGCGAGCUUUUGCCGCCUCACCAGCCCGGCGGAGUUCUCGCUGGUCUGGCUCUGCAGGCACCGAAGGACUUGAGCGGCGCUUUCGUGAACUGGAACGACGAGAAGCCGCUCGGGAUGCAGUUGAAGCCGUAG
Molecule: messenger RNA, 822 nt
Organism: Rhodotorula toruloides NP11
Lineage: Eukaryota; Fungi; Basidiomycota; Microbotryomycetes; Sporidiobolales; Sporidiobolaceae
Product: short-chain dehydrogenase/reductase SDR family protein
Exons: 7
Coding region: 1-822 (273 amino acids)
Cellular component (GO): intracellular anatomical structure
Molecular function (GO): oxidoreductase activity, acting on NAD(P)H, oxygen as acceptor
Source: RefSeq, a predicted model, not a curated record